UCUUCUGAUUGUAUACAGUAUUGAGAGGAAUAGAAUUCGUCUGUGGAGAUGGAUCCAUUUACGCAGAGAAUACUCGAUCGUGCCGAGCAACGGAGUAAGCAACUGGGUAUCAGCAAUCCCGUAGCAAAGGUGCCCUUGGGUGAGAACAGUGCUGAGACGAGUCUCAGUAGUAUGGGGAGCACUAAGUCUCCUGUCCGGAAAGCUAUCCCGGCCGAAAGGAUGAGCACGGAAGGGAAGAAUGUGUUAACCUACGUUGCUAACACGAGUGGAGGAAAUGAUGCUGAUAAGUUCGAUAACAUUUCCGUUGAGAUUAACAUUACAACGGAUUCUAAUGUGGGGGUGAAAUGCGAUGUGACAGCGGUGGAUGUUGAUCGUGAUGGAAAUAUUCUCAAAUCAAGUGAACUUCUUAACGAGUCCACUACAUCAGGUAUUCGCGAUGCUUCUAAAAGUCGUCUUCAGCGCUUGGGAGCUUUGUAUUCGGACGAUCAGAAUAUAUCUUCGCCAAUUCAUCGUACUGAAGGUAAUUUUCAUGAGAAGAUGAGCGAGUCCACUGAUAUUCCGAGGCCCCGGAAUCGCCUGGGGAAGUUGGCAGCACUGGCUGACAAUAUAAAUCGUUGGGAGGAUGAAGAUCAGCGGCUUCAAAAGGAAAAUAUGCCCAUUCCAAAGGCAACUGGAGCAGUUCCAAAACGUCCUCAAGUUGUAGAUACUUUGCCGAAGGAUAAGAAAACGCCUACAAAACAGCUAAAGUGGGAUAAAUCCGUGAUGGAUGCUUUGGAAUCGCAGGGAUUCAAGCGCCGCGAAUCUACGAAAAAUCUCGUCUAUGAAUAUCAUGAGAAUGAGAAUAGAGAACGAGAGAAUGUUCUCAAUGAAACCAGGAAAUCCUCGCUGAAGAAACCCCGAGCUCAAGAUACCCAAGACAGCAAUGUGUCAACUAUUGAAGCAAAUAGAAAUAUUGAGGUUAAGGAUUCGCCGAAAAAGCUUAAUGUUACAAGGGGUUUAGUAACAGGACGAGCAGCCUUCUUUGAAGCGAGUGGAGUGGCGCCACGGGCUCCAAAGUCCGUGACCAAGGAUCCGGCAGAAAUGUCACUUAAAGAGCGAAUGGCACUUUUUGAGCGAAACAAAGGAGCUGCGCCGCUUCCUAAGCCUUUAGCCGCCGCUUCGGUUUCCACUUCUGCUUCUACUUCGGCCACUACUACGGUCGCCACUUCGACUUCCACUUCGACUGCAAAAGUAGAAGAAAAACCGCAAAGACCUCCGAUUGGAGGCUACAAUCAGUCUCAGAAGGCUGAAUCAAAGGCUUCCGGAGGAGGGAUUAAGAGCACUGUGGCUGCUCUGAUGUCUUCCGGAGCCACAAUUUCGGAGAAUGCAAUUACGCAGGAAAUCAGGAGGCAAAGACAGCAGGAGAUGGAGCUGCUGCUCAAUAGAUUCCAUCAGCCACAAAAGUCUGACAGUGAGAAUGAAGGAGUUUCUCUAACAGAACCCAAUCCUCCACCUCCACCUCCGCCAAUGCCUUCGACUUCCUUUGGAACUGGAGGGAAACGCCGAAGUGAUGGCGAAAAUGACCAGGACACCAGCCCAGAUGAGGCUAAGCGAAUCAAGAAGCACUCAAUGCGAAAGAGUGAUCGGCUGUAUCCCAGCCUUUCUGAUUUGGACUCAACUGAGUCCGAGCAGAAUUGUACCACAGCAACGGUGUCUGAGGAAGGCAGUGGUUGUCGACGUAGGUCAGCAAUCCACGAGGAAGAGGAAGAAGAAAGUGCCAUGGAAUCAGAGGAAGCAGAUGAAUCGAGUCUAUUUGAGGGUAGUAUCAGUCGAGCUGUUAUGAACUCCAUCCGCUCAGCGGAUUCCUCCAGGGUGUUCGUGGGGACACGGGGCAGUGACAGUAGCGAUGAAGAUGACAUGGAUGAGUAUUUGGACGAAGCACUUGACAUUUCCACAGGUUCCAGUCGCAAGAAUACUCCACGCAAAGGAUCAAUAUCUUCAAAUAGUUUUUCCUACAAGAAAAAUUCUCCAGCAAAGCAUAUUAGAUUUGAAACUCCAGUAUCUUCCAAGGUGAUUGGAAGUCCUAAGAAAAGUCCGAAGAAGAAUCAAAAGGAUGAUGAAGUUGUGACAUUGGUGCACACUGUGAGUUUCUAUCGGAAGCAACAAUCCACCAAAAGUCCACCAAGUAAAGUUAUUCGUCAUGUAGAAGACACCCAGGAUUCUGAUGAAAUCGACGAGGGGGUCAGUGAAUCGUUGCAUGAGGAGUACCAUCAGGUGCAGGAGAAGGUGGCUAGAUUGCAUGAGGAAGUGAGAAAGCAGCAGCAGAUUAUUUCUCAAACAAGUCAAGCACUCAAUCUCUGUGCUGCAACAAUUGAAUUUUCGGGAUCAACGGAGGCCGUGGAGGGUGAGCGCCAUCUAUUGGUGGCCACUCAUAGGCGCCAGGCAGCUCUAAAUGAAAUCCAACGACUUCAGGUGGAACGAACACUGCGCCCUCGGGGAUCUCCUCAGGAUCGUGGAAGGCUCACAGUGAAGGAGAUUACUCUGCCACUCAAGCAAGACUAUAUCCGGAAGUUGGCAUCAGACACAAUUUCAGGACAUCAUUUGGUUUGUCUCCUGAAAUACAACGACACAGUUUUGGCUACAAAGACUGUCCUGACACUUCCGGGACUUUUAGCUGUCAAGUUCACGGAUGUCUUCAAAAUGGACGAUGUCUAUGCGGACUUUAAGGUUACUUUGGAAAUUUAUGGGAUGCCAGCUCAGCGAGAUAUCCUUCCGCAUGAGAUCAAGUAUCACAUUUCUGGAAAGAAACAAGCUGCAAAGAUUCUUACACCGAAAGGACGCAAGGCUGAAAGUCGCCUUGUGAUGCCACAGCAGAAUUCACCAGCUGGUCCAGGAGCUGUCCGGAGUCCAACUCUGGUUCAACUGGGCUUUGUGAUCUUUGCUCUAAGAGACACACAGCGCACCUCAUGGACACUCAAUGGGACUCCAGGAGCGAGUCCUCUUGAGGGAGUUGUACAGAUGAAAGUGGCCUGUCAAUUGGCCGUUUCAGUGGAUUAUCGUGGUUUCCUGACCAUGUUUGAUGAUGUUUCGGGAUUGGGAGCCUGGCAUCGUCGUUGGUGUCGUCUACAUGGACAUACCCUGAGUUACUGGAGGUAUCCGGACGACGAGAAAAAGAAGACACCGAUUGGAAGUAUUGAUUUGUAUUCGUGUUGCUCAGAAAAGGUUACUGUUGCUCCACGAGAUGUAUGUGCACGAAUGAAUACACUUUUGCUUGAACUGAAGCGUCCCAGUCGGGAUUCAGAUGAGGAAUCCCUCGUUAUCGUAAAACGAGGGAAAAAUACAAUUGUUAGACACCUCCUGUCUACGGACACUAAAGAAGAACGUGAGGAUUGGUGCAACAACUUUAAUAAAGCAUUAUCUCUUCUUAGAUCGUGGGGCCCCCCAGCAACAGAAUAGAACUAUUUCGCUUGAAAGCGAUCUCUUAAUCUAUCACAAUAAUCUAUCGACUCUGUGAAUUGUGUCGUAAUUUUAUUAAAACAAAAAGAUCACUAACAAAAGUAUCUUCUUUCAUGUAAGAUAUAUUACUUACAUUCUAUGAUCAUCAUUAUUCUUAAACUAUGAAGCAAGAAAUUUCGGUAAAAGAAAAAUAUCGUUCACAACGAUAUCUAAUUUUCAGGAAUAAAUUAAAAUAGUGUGGAAUGCUUAAAACAAUAUUGUUAUUUUCUAUUGUAAAAUAAAGAAAUCACUAAAACCGGCAA
This is a messenger RNA of Phlebotomus papatasi, 3737 nucleotides long. RefSeq names its product anillin-like. The transcript is spliced from 6 exons. Gene Ontology annotation, cellular component: actomyosin contractile ring. Lineage: Eukaryota; Metazoa; Arthropoda; Insecta; Diptera; Psychodidae. Gene Ontology annotation, biological process: mitotic cytokinesis; septin ring organization; actomyosin contractile ring assembly. The record is from RefSeq and is a predicted model, not a curated record. The coding region runs from base 49 to 3435 and encodes 1128 amino acids.